UUCAUUGACGCCAUCCCUUAUAUAAUAUAGUCUACAUGUAGUAUAUUUCAUAGCAAAGCUGAUUCAUUGCAAAAUAGUAACACCUUGGCUAAGAUUAAGAUAUGGAUGUGGCCAAUGUCAAUGGGGAGCACGUUAAUGAGCUACUUCAAGCUCAAGCUCACGUAUGGAAUCACAUCUUCAACUUUAUAAACUCCAUGUCUCUAAAAUGUGCAAUUGAUUUAGGUAUUCCAGAUAUCAUCCAAAACCAUGGGAAGCCCAUGACAGUUACAGACCUGGUGGCUGCACUGCCGAUCAAUGCCACCAAAGCGUGCAGCAUCUACCGGCUUAUGCGCAUUUUAGUUCACUCUGGCUUCUUUGCACAACAAAAGCUAGGCGAAGAUCCCCAAGAAGAAGGGUAUGUUCUUACUAAUGCUUCUCGACUCCUGCUCAAGGGUGAUCCCUUGAGUGUAAGACCUUUUUUGAAAGCUCUACUGGAUCCUAUUUUAAUAAAGCCUUGGCAUUUUCUUGGCACCUGGUUCCAAAAUGAUGAUCCUACCCCAUUUGUUACCGCACAUGGGAGGUCGUUUUGGGACUAUGGUGCACAUGUCGACCCAAACUUUGGCCAUUCUUUUAAUGAAGCCAUGGCUAGUGAUGCUCGAUUGGUUACUAACGUUCUGACUCACAAGUGUAAGGAGGCGUUUAAGGGAUUGAAUUCUCUGGUGGAUAUGGGGGGCGGCACCGGAAUCGUGGCCAAGGGCAUUGCUGAUGCAUUUCCACAGUUGGAAUGCACUGUGUUUGAUCUUCCACAUGUUGUUGCUGGGCUGCAAGGCAGUGGGAACUUGAAAUAUGUUGGAGGAGACAUGUUUGAUGCAGUUCCAGCUGCAGACGCAGUUUUACUAAAGUGGAUAUUGCACGACUGGAAUGACGAAGAAUGUGUGACGAUUUUGAAACGAUGUAAAGAGGCAAUUUCAAACCGCGACAAGGUGGGAGGGAAGGUGAUUAUAAUAGAAAUGAUAUUGAUGGAUCAGAAGCAGAAAGUGAAUGAUCAGGAAUCGAUUGAAACACAAUUCUUCUUCGACAUGGAGAUGAUGGUCGCGACCACUGGAAGAGAGAGGAACCAUGAAGAAUGGGCUAAGCUGUUUUUUGCUGCUGGUUUUACUGACUAUAAAAUUACUCAUAAACUUGGUUUAAGAUCUCUCAUUGAGGUUUACCCCUAAGAGAUCCUUGCUUUAUUAAUGAAAUAAUUGUAAUAAUUUUAAUGAACCUUCAUCUUAUUGUAACUAUUGUUGCUUUGUACUUGUCUCUCCUAAUCUAUUGUGUUAAUAUUAUAUAUGAAAUAAAACAGCACUUCACUUUAAUCAAGUUAAAUUAUC
Molecule: messenger RNA, 1352 nt
Organism: Durio zibethinus
Lineage: Eukaryota; Viridiplantae; Streptophyta; Magnoliopsida; Malvales; Malvaceae
Product: trans-resveratrol di-O-methyltransferase-like
Molecular function (GO): O-methyltransferase activity; protein dimerization activity
Source: RefSeq, a predicted model, not a curated record